GUGGGAUUGCUGUCUUACAAAGAAUUGGAUGGAGGAUCAACAUAAUGUCUGUGUGCAUUCAGUAGAGAGACAGAUUGCUCCAGAAAGCAUUCACGUGGACAGUUUACGCAACUGUAUGAGCAAGAAAAAAUGGCCCCACCUCUUAAGUUGAGAGCACCCUUCCUGGAGCACAGUUUGAUUACACACAUUGCUGAGCUACAAUCAUACGCACCAUGAUGAACCUUACCUUGAUAACAGCUUUCAUUCUCUGCAGCAUCAGCUGGAUCUCUGUCUCACUUUCUGAGUCUCACACUGUGGAGGUCCAGUCUGGUGAAAACGUCACACUGCAGUGCACCACAAUUUACAAAGUUCAAGCAACAACAUCCUGGUUCAGACUGGUCAACAGAACCAAAGCCAGCUGUAUCUCAUCUAUGACCAGCUCUAAAGCUGUUAAAUACUGUGAUGGAUUUAAAAAUGGAAAAUUUCAAAUGAGCUCCAACAUUUCCACAGUCUCUCUCAACAUUAAGGAGGUGAAUUUAUCUGACUCAGGGGUUUAUUUCUGUGGAUUUAACAUUAACGGACAGACAUUUUUAAGUGUCAUACAUUUAAAUGUUGAAGGCAGUGAUGAUGAAUCAUAUGAUGACAUUGGCAGAAAGUCUAAACAGUCGGAUGCAACAACAAAGCUGAUGGGUGUGAUCUUGGUGAUCUUGGGCAGUCUGUUUGUUCUCCACACUACGGUCAUCAUUGGUCUGGUUGUUAAAAACAGAAAACUUCAGAGAGCUAAUGAAGAAAAGAAUCGACAACAGAGUGAGAAUCUGGGCUCUGAUGACCUGAACUAUGCAGCAGUGACUUUCUGUCAAAAAGCAAAAAGAAGAGCGGUGGAGCCAAAUGUUGUGUAUGCUGCCACCAGAUAGACUCAAGAAACAAGAAAAGCUCUUCAGAGGGGAACUGAUGCUUUUUCAUGUGAAUCUGCACUUGUGUUUUUAUGUGUUUUUGUGUGUUUGGUGGACAGGAGACCAUCACUUUGGCAGAAAAAAAGAUGCAUAACAGUUGCAUCUUCUUUCUAGUGCUGAGUUUUAUUUCAUAUCGCUCUUGUAAAGAUGUUAUUACAGCACAUCAAUACAGAAACUUAAGCUUUAAAUGUUGACUUAAUAUAGACUGUAUGCACAGUACAUACAGUAUGUCGCUGUGUCUAUAGUGGUACGUGGAAGAAAAUAGUCUACAGCUAACAUCCAGGUGUGUUUUUUUAGCAUGUAACAUGUAUUUAUGCUCUCAGUCGUCCAUCCUGCCACUUUCAAGUGUAACAAACAGUACUGUCUGUGUCAACCUAAAAGAGACAUCUCAACCACAGCAAGAAUGGCCUUCAGCUCUGUACUAUUUUCUCCAGUGUGUUACUUUCACAAUGUAGCAACAACCACAAAACACACCAAAUAAAACUGCUACUACA
Molecule: messenger RNA, 1426 nt
Organism: Thunnus maccoyii (southern bluefin tuna)
Lineage: Eukaryota; Metazoa; Chordata; Actinopteri; Scombriformes; Scombridae
Exons: 7
Coding region: 213-893 (226 amino acids)
Biological process (GO): response to bacterium
Source: RefSeq, a predicted model, not a curated record